AUGCAGCGUGACUUUGCCUUCCACGCCUGCCUGGGGCCGGAUGUCAGCCAGGCGGAUGUACUGCACCUGUGUGGGGUGCCGCAGCUGCUUGACGCGGCACUGGCGGGGUACAACGUGACCAUGUUCGCGUACGGCCAGACGGGCUCUGGCAAGACCUACACCAUGUCCGGUCGGGAGGAGGUGGUGGGCAGCGACUCUUACUCUGGGGGUGAUGCUCACGACGGUAUCGUGACACGCGCCAUCCAGCACCUGUUUGCCGCUGCGGAGGCUCGCAAGGCGGAGAACAGGUUCACCAUCACGGCGUCGUACUUGGAGAUUUACAAUGAGGGCAUAUUCGAUCUGCUUAACCUCAAGGCCAAGAACCUGCCAGUCAAAUGGGACGCCUCCUUGGGCUUCUUUGUGCCUGGUCUCAAGCAGGUCACCUGCAACAAAGUGGACACCAUGAUGGACGUCAUCCGUACAGGCAUGAAACACCGUCACGUGGGUUCACAUGAGCUCAAUAUCGAGUCAAGUCGCUCGCAUUCUAUCAUCACCAUCUUUGUACACGCCACACCCCUGGAUCCAAACGCUGCGGAUUUUGGCGCGCCACGUAUCGGCAAGAUCUCUUUUGUGGAUUUGGCGGGAAGUGAACGGCUCAAGGACACCAAAUCCGAAGGAGUGAUGCUCAAGGAGACCGCCAACAUCAAUAAGAGCCUGUUUGUGCUGGGCAAGGUCAUUGCCGCGCUGGCGGAAAGGGACAGCAGCGGAACCAGCGCACAUAUACCGUACAGGGACUCCAAGUUGACCAAGCUGCUAAUGGACUCGUUGGGAGGUAACGCCCUGGCGCUCAUGAUUGCAUGCUGCAGCCCAGCAUCCACGGCGGUGGAGGAAACGCUGUCAACGUUGUCGUACGCCACACGUGCCAAGAACAUUCAGAACAGACCCACGGUUCAGUACGACCCCAAAGAGGCCCAAAUCGCAAACUUGCGACGGGAGAUUGAAUUGCUCCGGCAGGAGAACACGUACCUCCGAGAGCAGGCACGGGUUAUCGGAAGU
Messenger RNA from Volvox carteri f. nagariensis, 1035 nucleotides. RefSeq names its product Kif12 type kinesin-like protein. NCBI's taxonomy places the organism in Eukaryota, Viridiplantae, Chlorophyta, Chlorophyceae, Chlamydomonadales, Volvocaceae. The transcript is spliced from 7 exons. The annotation marks the transcript as partial. Gene Ontology annotation, biological process: mitotic spindle organization; microtubule-based movement. Gene Ontology annotation, molecular function: ATP binding; microtubule motor activity; microtubule binding. The record is from RefSeq and is a predicted model, not a curated record.